CUUUUUCGUCGAUUAGGAAUGUCGAUAUUUUUCAUGAUCCGGGUGUGGUCUCUUGACAAAAAGAAAGACUGUUUUGUCGAAUAAAGAAAACCCGAUCAGUUCUCAUCUAGUCAAAGAAGUUUUCCUUUUUUUUGCUUUCUCCGGAGAAAGAUAUCUGUACCGAAAAGCUUUUACUUUUGUUUCUCGUGUUGUUCCAAGAAAGCUAAAAACAUCUGGUUGACAACAAUCAUCAUGUCGUCCGCCUCCGGCUCCAAGAAGCCGGUGAACUGCAUUGUGGCACAAUGCCCUAACCGCGGCAUCGGGAACCAGGGACAGCUCCCUUGGGCCAAGCUGCCGGAGGACAUGAAGCGCUUCAAAACGAUAACCAUGGCGACGAAGGGGAAAGAGAAGAAAAACGCGGUGCUGAUGGGCAGGAAAACCUGGGAAAGCAUACCGGCAAAGUACUACUUAUUGUGGAGACGCGAAUAAAACAUUUAGAUUUACUGGUUCUUGAAAAUUCCGUAUGGUUGUAUAAUUUCUCACCGGCUGCCGUGAUAGAAGUUUGUCAUGCACACAUCAACCAAGUGACACUAAAACUCCAACUUCUAUCAUCUCCAUAACAGGUUCCGCCCGCUGGACGGCCGUCUGAACGUCGUUUUGACCUCCGACAGCGAGGGGUUUACGCAGGCCUGCGAGGGAAAAGCCGUCGCCAAAGCGUCCUUUUCUGACGCGGUAGCGUACUGCGAGGAGGACAGCUCCGUCGAGUCAAUUUUCGUGAUUGGCGGGGAGAGAGCGUUCACGGAGGGCAUGGCGUUUUACAGCAACAUUUAUCUCACCCGCGUCGGCAAGCAGUUCGACUGCGACGUGUUUUUUCCCCAGAUAAAUCUCGAAGAAUUCAAGCCGGUAGAGGUGUCCAAGACGAAGAGCUACGACGAAAUUCCGUAUCAUCUAUUUAUUCUAAUGCUUUAUUUGGUUCUUGAUCGCUUGUUCAAAGUUUUUCAUCCUUAGUCAUGCGAUACGAGGAGUGGGCAAGUGCAUGUGAAUGUAUAAUGUGAUAAAAUUUGGAAACUGAGUCCGCUUUUCUCAUUGAGUUUUAUGAAACAAAAAAGCUUUGACUUCGUCAAGUACGUGCGGGUCCCGGCCGCCGAGGAAGCGGGUGGGGAGUCAAUACCCGCCGCUAUCGUGGACUCAAAGCAGAUGCUGCAUGAGGAGUUGCAGUACUUGGACAUGAUUAAAGACAUCGUAGAAUCCGGUGACUUCCAGGAGGACCGCACCGGCGUCGGCACCUACAGCAAGUUUGGCUGCCAAAUGCGCUUUUCUCUCAGGGACGGCGUGUUCCCCUUGCUGACCACGAAAAGGGUACUGAAUGAGUCGUGACAAUGGUCUUCGGUGCGCUUUUUCUGCAUACGGAGGUUCUAGAUAAAGUAGAGGAAGAGGUAGAGUGUAGCGAACAACCUGUUGCAUGAAUGAUGAAUUUUACUAUUAUGUAAGCGGAGUUUUUUGAACUGCGCAUACACAUUUUAUAUCCCAAAAAUGAUUCCAACCUUCAGGUUUUCUGGCGCGGCGUGCUGGAGGAACUGCUUUGGUUUCUUCGGGGCGACACCAACGGAAACCAUUUGUCGGAAAAGGGCAUCAAGAUCUGGGACGGCAACGGCAGCCGCGAGUUCCUCGACAAGCGAGGUUUGGGCCACCGGGAGGUUGGCGACUUGGGACCGGUGUACGGGUUCCAGUGGCGACACUUUGGGGCGGAGUACAAGGACAUGCACACUGACUACGCGGGGAAGGGGGUCGAUCAGGUCGCGGAACUGAUCAAAACGUUGAAAACCAAUCCCGCGGACCGCCGAAUGAUCAUCACAGCGUGGAACCCCGCGGCUUUGCACGAGAUGGCGCUCCCGCCCUGCCACAUGUUCGCGCAGUUCUACGUCAGCAAGGGGGACGAGCUCAGUUGCUUGCUGUAUUUUCGUACUUUCAGUAGAAGUUCGUCUUCGUUGUCUCUGGUGUUUUUACUGAAUAUUUUUCGAUGCGCUAUGAUCUUCAUCUUAUUGGUCACGAAGCGAAAAUUAAAUUUCAGUCUGUCAGCGACAUUUGGAAAAAGAGAAGUGCGUCAUUGUUUUGCAUGAAGAUGUUGAUGUCAACAUUUGUACCAGGUACCAGCGCAGUUGCGACAUGGGUCUGGGUGUUCCAUUCAACAUUGCGAGUUAUGCGGCACUGACAUACAUGAUCGCGCAAGUCACCGGCCUGAAACCGGGCGAGUUUGUGCACAGCAUGGGCAACACGCACGUCUACAGCAAUCACGUUGAACCGUUGAUGAAGCAGCAGGUGGACCGGUUGCCGCGACCCUUUCCCCUGCUAAAACUGAACCCCGACGUGAAGGAAAUCGACGACUUCAAAUUCGAAGACUUCACCAUCGUCGGGUACAACCCGCACCCUAAAGUAGCGAUGGAAAUGGCGGUGUAG
Molecule: messenger RNA, 2436 nt
Organism: Amoebophrya sp. A120
Lineage: Eukaryota; Dinophyceae; Syndiniales; Amoebophryaceae
Source: the annotation of a GenBank genome assembly